AUGGCCGCCAUUUCCCCGUCCUUCUUCCGCUACUUAAUCCCCCUUAGCAUCACUGCCUCAGUCAUCCAAUCCUCCCUCUACGACGUCAAAGGCGGUACGCGCGCCGUCAUCUUCGACCGGCUCAGCGGUGUCAAGGAAGAGGUGGUCAACGAGGGCACGCACUUUUUGGUCCCCUGGCUGCAGCGUGCGAUUGUGUAUGAUGUGCGCACACGGCCGAGGAAUAUAAGCACGACGACGGGGAGUAAGGAUUUGCAAAUGGUCACAUUGACGUUGAGGGUAUUGCAUCGACCGGAGGUUCGAGAGUUGCCCAGGAUUUACCAGAAUCUCGGUCUCGACUACGAUGAACGUGUCCUCCCCUCCAUCGGCAACGAAGUCCUCAAAUCCAUUGUCGCCCAAUUCGACGCCGCAGAACUCAUCACCCAGCGCGAAGCCGUCAGCAACCGGAUCCGUGCUGACCUCCUCAAGCGCGCCAACGAAUUCAACAUUGCCCUCGAAGAUGUCUCCAUCACGCACAUGACCUUUGGCAAGGAGUUCACCAAGGCGGUUGAGGAGAAGCAAAUCGCGCAGCAGGAGGCCGAGCGCGCGCGCUUCAUUGUGGAGAAGGCGGAGCAGGAGCGCCAGGCCAAUGUCAUUCGUGCAGAGGGCGAGGCCGAGGCGGCAGACACGAUUAGCAAGGCUGUGGCUAAGAGUGGUGAUGGCCUUGUGUUGAUUCGCCGAAUCGAGACGCAGAAGGAUAUCGCGCAGAUGUUGAGCCGGAAUCCAAAUAUCUCGUACUUGCCGGGUGGGAGCGGUGGUGAGGGUGGCAAGGGCGGAGGCGGCAACUUCUUGCUCGGCCUGAGGAGUUGA
Molecule: messenger RNA, 846 nt
Organism: Plenodomus lingam JN3
Lineage: Eukaryota; Fungi; Ascomycota; Dothideomycetes; Pleosporales; Leptosphaeriaceae
Gene: PHB1
Product: Prohibitin-1, subunit of the prohibitin complex (Phb1p-Phb2p)
Biological process (GO): mitochondrion organization
Cellular component (GO): mitochondrion; membrane
Source: RefSeq, a predicted model, not a curated record